Sordaria macrospora k-hell is the source of this 1938-nucleotide messenger RNA. The record is from RefSeq and is a predicted model, not a curated record. Lineage: Eukaryota; Fungi; Ascomycota; Sordariomycetes; Sordariales; Sordariaceae.
AUGGAGAUGAUGGACUUCUCAGCCGACGACCUCGCCAAAAAUGAAGCUGCAUUCAACGGCCAAAACAUUCCCGACGUGGUGUCUGCUACGCGGCAUCCGACACCACCCGGCUUUGCCAUUGAGUUGCACGGCACCCCAGAGCUCCCUUCCAUCACCCGGGCGCUCAACGCGCGCGCCAUCAUGAGCGGCGAAAUCCCGCAGAUGGAGAAGGAGGAAGAAUUCCCGUAUUGCUUUUGGCACCCUGACCUGCCCAGCGAGCAAACACUCCGGCAACUUAUCGCCCGGUAUGGAGAGACGCGGCCAGCCAUCCGGUAUCAAGUUGGACGUGUGUGUGCUAUGGCCGGCUACACCGCUCUGUACGACGAGCUCGAUCUUUUGCCCGAGGUUGCCAUUGCAGAGGAAGCCCGUGAUAGUUCUGCACCCGGAAGCAAAGUCAUUUACGAGUCCAUCAUGCGCCAACCAACCCGUUACGCCAUCAUGGACGACUACGCCCUCAAGAUCCGGACGGAAGAUCCCAGGCCGGGAGUUUUCCUCAUGGGAAACACAUGUACCCGUCAAACUCUUGCCAAGUACCCCAUGCCUCCGGGCAACUUCUUCAACCCUCACACAAUCCCGGCCCCAAUCUUCGACAUAACCGAGGACCGCAACCUUUCCCCUGACAAGAACGCUCUCCGCCCUUCCCAGAUUCCUGUUUCCGAAGAUACCCUCCGGCUCUUGUACGCCCCGCUCCCGCUAGAUCUCCCAUCUCACGCCGCUUCCAUAGCCGACAAGAACCUCCUCAUCCUGAUGGCCGCUUGGUCCAGUAAUAUUGAGCGGUACUCGCGUCUCCGGCGGCCUGGUGUCGUAAUCCCUGGCGAAUUGCAGUGCGUCGUGCGUGGCAUCUACCACUCGGUCUUCUUUGCCAAGUGGUGGGCAUCCCCAGAGCAACUGGCAGUCCACAAACAGCUGGGCAUCAACCUGAUGCCAUUUAUCCAUGCCCGCUUCGUCAUGCACAACGAUCUCUCUUGGUUAAAGGAGGAUACGCCCGAGGAGGACAUGCCGACUCUCAUGUGGUUUCCGGACCAUGCGCAUCAGUGUACGUAUUUGGCCAUGGCGCGGAUGAGGCCGACGGAAAGAACCAAGUUUCGGUGCGCGAGGGCCUUGAUCGCCAUAGGCGAUUACGAAGGGUAUGAGAAGCUGGGCGCGGGCCUGGACAUGAGCCAGUACUGGGAAGCUAAAACCCGGCAACGCAGAGAAGAGGCGUCGGGAAUUUUUGAGGGCGUGGGAAAGAAACUUGUGGAGGAUAUUGAAAAGAGGGCCAAGGAAAAAUGGGGGACAAGAAACAUCAACGAGCGCCCUCGCGACCCGGACUAUUCGUAUUUCGCAGAGUGGCUUCAUGAGUUGAUGAAUAUGGCUGAAAAUGAUGGUAAGGAGGAAAAUGAUUUGGCGUGGCUUACGCACAUGCUCGAUGUUGAGGAUAGGCCGCCUCAAGCGCUGAACUUGUAUCGGGAGGUCAAGACAGAGAUGACGGGAUUCGAUGAGUUCAGCGACGGGACUUAUAUCCCAGUCAUGACGGAUGAGGAGUAUGAGGAUUGGGCUGCACAGCACGAACCCCGCGCCGACCCCAGACAGCCCAAUGACUUCGACCGACACGGUGGCGUACAAGGCAUCUUCUUGCGCGUGGCGGCAAUGGACGAGGCGAAGAGAAUGGUACCAGAGGGUUUUGAGUGGCGAAGCCUGUACCAAAUGUAUACCGAUUGGGAUCAUGUACCGGAGGAGGAAAGGAAGUACUUGGGCGUAUAUCCGAGAAAGGAGGAGUGGGGGUUGAGAUAUGUCCGCCGCAAGCUUAUCAGAGGCAGAGGCGGUAAGAUGGUAUGGGCUACAGGAUGUGGAUCGGUUUUCACAGUUGAAGGGGAUGCUGAGGAUUAUGACAGUUCUGGGAGACGCUUAACGACAUAG